Molecule: messenger RNA, 2241 nt
Organism: Andrographis paniculata
Lineage: Eukaryota; Viridiplantae; Streptophyta; Magnoliopsida; Lamiales; Acanthaceae
Exons: 1
Coding region: 1-2241 (746 amino acids)
Source: RefSeq, a predicted model, not a curated record
AUGGGUGAUGGAUUUAGUCAUUGCACCGUCAACGGAACACUGGAUGAUUCGAGAUUCAGCGAGCCGAUGCCCUGGAUUGGCCUCUACGUCGUCGCAGCAUCUGCAGCUUGUGCCCUAGCCAUGGCAAUCGACGCCUAUCACGGCUUCCGCUACCGAAAGUUCUGGUUCCCCUGCAAAUUCUUCUCCCUCAAUGCCACUACCUUGACUCUCAUCGGCGUGGCGGUCAAGCUCGCCGUCGACCUCAACACCUCCAUGCCUCACGCCCACGACCAGCUGGCGAAGCUCAGCAGCACCGCCUUCAUCUGCACAGCAAUAGGUAAUUCUAUGCCCUCUUUAGGUACCAUGGAAAAUAAAGAGCUUAUGAUGAACGUGGUGGCGUUGGGGAUUCUAGUGGUCACUGUUAUAGUGAAUGUGUGCAUCCAAUUAGGAACAGGCGUGAUUUACCUGUUCUGGAUUGAGCACGCCGUUGUCUUGUUCCUGAUGGUUGUCUUGUUCGCAAUCACUGUUUCGUCGUCCCUGGCGAUUGCUGCAACCAAAUAUUACUUUGAUGUUCAGUACAGCGUUAAGUACGAGAUAGCAAAGAAGGAAUGCGAAGGUAAUUGCACAUCCUCUGUAGUCGACAAAUUGAGACAGGAUCUUAUGAGGUACUGGAUGAUGGCUCAUACCUGUAAUCCUCAGUUUGUGAUGGGGCGUUUGGCGACUUGCACUGCCUCCGGCGCAUUCUGCCUGCUCAGUGCGCUGACGCUCGUCGAGGCGGUGCUUCGCAGCUACCUAAUGCCGUGGUGCUUCAAACUGUGCAGAGGCGAUUCGGACUACAGGUGGUCGAGUAUGUUGAUUCUGGUGACUCAUGCCAUAGCAGUGCUGGUGGGUACGAUUGCGCCGGCAUCUAGAUGGUUUAUAGCCAUUAAAUUCAUGUGUCCGAAGGCGGCGAAGAAAGCGCACGUGAAUGGGUGCUCAUCGGUGGAGACAUACUGGGUCAAGAUACUGCGGCAUUUGAAGGAGAGUCCAGUGGAGCUGAUAAUCUGCGGCCAUCACGGUAGGAAGCUUGUGUAUAAUGCGAAGAACAAGGCCUUCGAUUUAUGCAUUCUGCUUCAGAUGGGAAUGGUGGUUUUGAGCAAGUCCGUCAGGUUGGUUUCGGUGCUGAUUGUGAGCCAGCUGCUGAAAGUCCACCAGUGCUGCAAGAAAUUAGUCAGAUUGUCGACAUCCAGCCUUGCAGAUAUGAGUAGCAAAUCGGAGACAGAUGCGACAAGCAGAAGGGUUGAUCUGAGUCGCUAUGUAUUGCAUCUUGAAGGAGAGGAAGCGCUUAUCGACAUGAUGAUGGAAUCCGAUUGCGAUGCCACUGGCCAUUGGAUCAGAAUGGGGAGAAUGCAGCAGCCAAAAUACCUUACAAAGAUGUUAGAGAAACUGAAUCCUUCGACUGAGUUUUCCGGGGUGCUGAAGUUCGACAGCCAUCGGAUUCUUUCUUUGGAUGCUGACGAACCUCCGAACAGCUGGGCACUUCCUGUGGUGACAUUAACGAGCAUUGCAGUUGCAAUUAGCGACGAUAACUUUGCUUCGGUGAAAGAAUUGAUGAGGUGCGUCCACGAAGGACUCAGGUACACAAGAAUAGUAGAAAGAUAUAUCGACAGAAAAACGAACCUGGACAAUGUCAGGAAAGCAGCAGAAGUUACAUGGCUAGGAGUAGACCUCCAUUACAGAUGGCUAGACGUGGAUCUUCGUAAGAUGUCAGUCCAGGGGAAAAGCCCAAAAGCUACAAUUUCAGAACUCUCUGACAUCGCCAAGCGCAAGUUUAUGGAGCUUCAAAAGACUGAUUUGAAAUACUGUGUGAGUCGGGACACUGCAAGAUGGCCAGUCACAGUUUUAGCUGCCAAUUCAAUGUAUAGGGUAUGCGAAACACUCCUGCUCACGAACGACAACAGAGCAAAUGAAUACAGUAAAGUGAUGCUGGAAAAACUUACAGCCAUGAUCACAGACAUAAUUGGGGCCUGUCUCACCAACCUACAGCGCGCCAUAUCAAUAGCAUGCCAUCGAAGCAGCAUUGAGCAAAGAGAAGAAAGUGUACGCAAUGCUAUUCUUCUACUCGGUAGAGCAGAAAAGGUCUUGGAAAUUCUUAGCUGCCGAACACUUUUGAUCCCAGAUCCUGACAAGUCGGUGUGCAUAAAUAAAUGGCGAAGAGCACACAAAGAAAAUAGUAACUCGGAUUUUAUCGCUUCACCAGAUGUGUACAUAAAUGUAGACUGA